CCCCCCCCCCUCCUCCUCACACCGACAUGUCUCCCCCCGCGUCGGUUCUCUCGCAGUCCGUGCGCCGGCCCUUCCGCCUGGCGCACUUCUCCGACCCGCAUGUUCUGCACACCACCAGCCGGUGGGGUCUCCUGCGCACAUGCAUCCGCCCUGCCCUCACGUCGCACAAGCGCUUCCUCGGCCUGUUGAACCUGGUCUUCAAGCGCGGCCCGCACACCUUCAACCGGCGUCUGCUGACGCACGGGCUGGCCGAUUGUCAGGCUCUCCGGCCGUCGCCCCUGCAGACGGCAUACCUGUCAACCAUCCCGACUUCGGCCUCAGGCGAGCUUCCCCCCAUCAACGGGGUGGACCACAUUGUCAUCUCCGGUGACAUUACCAACUUGGCCACUCGCAGCGAAUUCGCCACGGCCGCUGACCUGCUGGAGCGGGCCGGCCUGUCCAGCGGCGACCGCCUCUCCCUGAUCCCAGGCAAUCACGACAUCUAUGUGCCCGACAGCCUGGUUGAUCGCUUCUUCCACCGGGUGCGUGCUUGCCAUGGUUCGGCAGGUUGCCGAGCGCGCCCCCGCCCGACGCAUGCGCUCCUCUGCGGCCCCCGCGGACCUGGCUGCCACUUCGCCUUUCUCACCUUCCCUGCCCUCUCUUCCGGGUCUUUUUUUUGUGCUGCUUCUCCGGGAUCAGUUCUUCGGCCAGUACAUGUCCUCCUUUAGCAUCCCCCCUCGUAGCCCGACCCCGAUGCUCAAGCAUGAGGAUGCUUCGACGGUUGCUUCGCGCGACCUUGGCGCUUCGUUGACGACCAGCGUCGCGCCGGCCGUGUCCGGGGCUGUCCCUCAUGAGGAGGCCGAACGCCAAGGGCUCCUGCCGAAGGGCGACCAGAAGGACCCGACUGCUGGUACCCUGUCCGGGGCCAUUCUCUCUGGCGGGGCUCUCGAGCACCAGGGGUUCCCCUAUGAGCGGCCGCUGCCCGAGCACGGCGUGCUGAUUGUGGGCCUCUCGUCGGCCGUUCCCCAGCGCCCUCAUUAUGCCGGUGGCCUGCUUGGCAAGGGGCAGCUUGACCGCCUUGAUGCCAUUCUCAAGCGCCCGGAGUAUGCCGACAUGUUCAAGGUCGUCAUGGUUCACCAUCCGCCGGUCCCGCGCUACAACAACCCCAACCGUGAGCAGAGGGAUGGCCUUCUUGACCAGGAGGAGCUCUGCCGCAUUCUCCGUCUCCACCGGGUGGACCUCACCCUGAAUGGCCACAUGCACCGGACCUACUUCGAGCCGCUGCCCGACACGCCGACCUACUCGGACGGCUCGCCGCAGUCUUGGGUCGGUGAGCCGGGGAGCUGCACCUUCAACAGCAACUACGGCCCCAUGCGCGCACGGUACAACAUCUAUGAGAUCGCCGAUGGCCGGGUCCAGCGCGUUGUCUCGCGGUUCUUCGUCACCCCGCGCGAUGCCGCCCAGGAGGAGAAGUUCUCCGAGCACAUGCUCGACGAGGAGGUCCUCUACGAGGCGCCGAAUUACGUGUGCCAGGAUUAGGCUCGCCGAGACUCAGCUGGGCUGAUCUGCUGGUGCCCCGCGCCACUGCCCGAUUCCCUCCGGCCGGGGGGUUGCUUCUCUCCUUGCCUCUUUCUCCCUUUUGUUGUGAUCCUCUCUCUCUCUCUCUCCCUGCCACCCAGCCACCCCCUAGAUCUCGUUUUUUUUUUGCCGAGAAAUACAAAUCACCCAAUGCA
Molecule: messenger RNA, 1712 nt
Organism: Fonticula alba
Lineage: Eukaryota; Rotosphaerida; Fonticulaceae
Exons: 3
Coding region: 484-1518 (344 amino acids)
Source: RefSeq, a predicted model, not a curated record